Messenger RNA from Ostertagia ostertagi, 615 nucleotides. NCBI's taxonomy places the organism in Eukaryota, Metazoa, Nematoda, Chromadorea, Rhabditida, Trichostrongylidae. The record is from the annotation of a GenBank genome assembly.
AUGUGCUAUAAGAAGUUCACAACGUGGAAGUUCUUUUAUUCUCACAUAAAGAAGAAACAUUGUGAUAUAAAGUCUGAGCAUAUCGCAUAUCGAAAAAAGGAGGCAGAUGAAUACCAAACAAAGAAAAGAUCGAAAAAAUUGAAAUUGUGCUUGCCUGGUGAAGGCGUGCGUUCUCGAAGUCUGAGUCCAGAGUGUAGCGGAGCGGUUCGUGAUCAGCGCGAAUUGGAUGGGACUGGUUUGCAUGACGCUGACAACUGCAAUAUUUCACCACUUGAAGAAAGUAAUAACAAAGAUCAGGAAAUGGUAGAAAUCAAAGAAGAGAGCAUGGAAGUCGUUGCUGGCUGCUCUGUUGCUCCUUGGUUCGAAAGUGCACAAGAAGACAGUCAACAUGAACAUAAGCAAACUAAAACCAAGAAAGGUCGGCAGAGCAGUACACCUCCAGCUACUCAAGACAGUGGAGAAGAGAGGCAUAGCUCGAUGAGUCUGAGGGCAUCACGUAGUCGUCGCUCAUCCACAUCUCUAGAGCUGCCUCGAGAGUCUUCUCCGAAAGCACUCACUCCAUCUACGACCCCUGAAGACUCGAUCAUGAAAGACGUAACAAAGGUACGUAGCUAG